This is a messenger RNA of Mesitornis unicolor (brown roatelo), 1921 nucleotides long. Its product is annotated as myosin-binding protein C, cardiac-type. The record is from RefSeq and is a predicted model, not a curated record. The annotation marks the transcript as partial. The transcript has 21 exons. NCBI's taxonomy places the organism in Eukaryota, Metazoa, Chordata, Aves, Mesitornithiformes, Mesitornithidae.
AUGCCAGAGCCUGUAAAGAAAACAGUGUCUGCAUUUACCAAGAAGCCCAAGACAACAGAGGUGACAGCUGGAAGCACAGCUGUGUUUGAAGCAGAGACAGAAAAAGUUGGCAUCAAGGUGAAGUGGCAGCGAGCUGGCACAGAAAUUACUGAAAGUCAGAAAUAUGUCAUCAAGGUGGAAGGAAACAAGCAUUCACUGACAAUCAAUAAUGUAGGAAAAGAAGAUGAUGUGACAUAUGCUGUAAUAGCUGGAAGUUCCAAGGUCAAAUUUGAACUCAAGGUCAAGGAACCAGAAAAGAGUGAGACUNCCCCGCCUAAACCUGCCCCAGCCCCAGCUGCCUCAGAGUCACCUGCUCCACCAGUAGAAAGCAGCGAAAACACAGAAGUUACAUCUGCUGGAACUCAACCAGAAGAGCCUCUGGACCCUAUUGGGCUCUUUGUGACACGACCCCAGGAUGGAGAAGUUACUGUUGGUGGAAAUAUCACAUUCACUGCCAAAGUAGCAGGUGAGAGCCUGCUAAAGAAACCAUCAGUGAAAUGGUUCAAAGGAAAGUGGAUGGACCUAGGAAGCAAAGUGGGGAAACAUCUCCAGCUACACGAAAAUUAUGAUCGAAAUAACAAGGUGUACACCUUUGAAAUGGAAAUCAUAGAAGCAAACAUGACUUUUGCAGGAGGGUACAGAUGUGAGGUGUCAACCAAGGACAAGUUUGAUAGUUCUAAUUUCAACCUGAUAGUCAAUGAAGCACCGAUAACUGGAGACUUGGAUAUUCGUGCUGCCUUCCGACGCACGAGCCUGGCAGGAGGGGGGAGACGGAUGACUUCAGCCUUUCUCAGUACCGAAGGACAUGAGGAAGGUGGAGAGUUUAAUUUUAGUGCCCUGCUGAAAAAGAGAGACAGCUUCUUGCGCUCGGCAAAUCGAGGUGAAGCAAAAUCUGAAUCACAAUCUGAUGUUGAUGUCUGGGAAAUCCUGAGGAAAGCUCCUCCUUCUGAAUACGAGAAGAUUGCUUUUCAGUAUGGCAUCACAGAUUUGCGUGGGAUGCUGAAACGCCUCAAACGCAUAAAGAAGGAAGAGAAAAAAAGUACAGCAUUCGUCAAGAAACUGGAUCCAGCUUACCAAGUGGACAAAGGGCAAAAGAUUAAAUUAAUGGUUGAAGUUGCUGAUCCAGAUGCUGAUGUGAAAUGGUUGAAGAAUGGACAGGAGAUCCAAGUGAGCGGCAGCAAAUAUAUUUUUGAGGCUGUUGGGAAUAAGAGAAUACUGACCAUAAACCACUGCUCUCUGGCUGAUGAUGCAGCAUAUGAAUGUGUGGUAGGGGAGGAGAAGAGCUUCACAGAACUAUUUGUAAAAGAACCUCCAAUCCUCAUCACUCACCCACUGGAGGACCAGAUGGUGAUGGUUGGAGAGAGAGUGGAGUUUGAGUGUGAAGUGUCUGAGGAAGGAGCUACUGUGAAAUGGGAAAAGGAUGGAAUUGAGCUGACACGAGAAGAAACAUUCAAAUAUCGAUUCAAGAAAGAUGGAAAAAAGCAGUACCUAAUUAUUAAUGAGUCAACCAAGGAGGAUAGUGGACACUACACCGUGAAGACCAGUGGUGGAGUAUCAGUCGCUGAACUAAUUGUACAAGAGAAAAAGCUGGAAGUUUAUCAGAGCAUUGCAGACCUGACAGUGAAGGCACGUGACCAGGCAGUCUUCAAGUGUGAAGUUUCCGAUGAAAAUGUGAAAGGAAUCUGGUUGAAAAAUGGAAAGGAAGUGGUCCCAGAUGAAAGGAUAAAGAUCUCCCAUAUUGGCAGAAUCCAUAAGCUAACUAUUGAGGAUGUAACACCAGGUGACGAGGCUGAUUAUUCCUUCAUCCCUCAGGGAUUUGCUUACAACCUUUCUGCCAAGCUUCAGUUUUUGGAGGUCAAGAUUGAUUUUGUACCAAGAGAAG